Molecule: messenger RNA, 1115 nt
Organism: Danio rerio (zebrafish)
Lineage: Eukaryota; Metazoa; Chordata; Actinopteri; Cypriniformes; Danionidae
Gene: adipoqb
Product: adiponectin, C1Q and collagen domain containing, b
Biological process (GO): signal transduction
Source: RefSeq, marked provisional
AAAAGCAGCUGCAUCGCUCUGCGGUUCCUCUCACUGCUCUGUGCUUUUGGGCCCCUUAGAGAGCAGCAUGUCACUACUAAGGACAAUCAUUUUGGGCAUCAUCCUGACUGGACAUCUGUGUGGAGGUCAAGACGAACUACUAGAGGACAGUUUAGAGACAGCAGUGGAUGAAGUGGCCACUGAGGGAAUCGAGGAGCUGGAGGAACCUGAGGAAGAGGGGUUGGAUCUCAGUCCACCUGAUGACAGACAGCCAUGUGCCAUGUGGAUGGGCGGUGUUCCAGGCACACCUGGGCACAGUGGAAAACCUGGAAGAGAUGGCAGAGAUGGACGUGACGGACAGAGGGGCGAGAAAGGAGAUCAAGGUGAAGCAGGUGAGAAAGGCGACCCUGGAGAAAAGGGAGACAUAGGCAACGCAGGACCAAGAGGCUUUCCUGGCAACCCAGGCCUAAAAGGGGCUCGAGGCGAAAGUGCCUCGUCCUACCAUUCAGCUUUCAGUGUAGGUCUCAGUGAGAUUGUUUCCGCCACCAACGUGCCAAUCCGCUUCAACAAGUUCUUCUACAACGACCAGCACCACUAUGAUGAUGUGUCCGGAAAGUUCCGCUGCGUCCUGCCUGGAGUCUACUUCUUCACGUACCAUCUGACCGUCUACACUAAAGAUGCGAAGGUCAGUCUCUACAAGAACGACAAGGCCAUCAUGUUCACUUAUGACCAGUACCAGGAGACCAAUGUGGACCAGGCGUCAGGCUCUGUGAUCUUGCGUUUGGAGGCAGGAGAUGAAGUGUGGCUGCAGGUCUAUGGAGACGAGACGGUUGGAGGAGUGUAUGCUGAUAAUACCAAUGACUCCACCUUCUCCGGUUUUCUCCUGUAUCCUGUUAGUCCCGCAGAGAGACGCUGAUGAUUUCCUUAAAUUAUGAAUUAUUUGCCUAUGUAAGUUUCAGUUUUGCGCUACGCUAGAGUCAUAAUUCAACACAACUUUGUAUGAAUGUUGAAAUAUUUUUGUGUCCACUAUAACUACAUGCAAAUUACUCAUUAUUCUUUUCACUAUGUAACAUAAAUGCAUAGGUUAAACUAAGGUUCCCUUUCAAGGUUCCUACCUUUAUUUAAAAAAAAAAAAA